Molecule: messenger RNA, 2899 nt
Organism: Diorhabda sublineata
Lineage: Eukaryota; Metazoa; Arthropoda; Insecta; Coleoptera; Chrysomelidae
Gene: Su(z)12
Product: polycomb protein SUZ12
Exons: 3
Coding region: 88-2088 (666 amino acids)
Cellular component (GO): ESC/E(Z) complex; nucleus
Molecular function (GO): chromatin DNA binding
Source: RefSeq, a predicted model, not a curated record
UUUGACAAAACUGAAGCCAGCCGCUGAAUGCAAGGCGUUUAAUAAACGGUCAAGUUUCGCGGUAAUAAACAAUUAUACUGAAAUAAAAUGCCACCAAGAAAAAGAGAAAAAGAUCCCGAUGCGGUGAAAACCCCGAGAAUCGAUCAUAUACAAGCGGAUCACGAGUUAUUUUUACAAGCUUUCGAAAAACCCACUCAAAUAUACAGAUAUUUACGUACGAGAAACAUGUGCUUGCCUAUAUUUCUUAAUAGAACUCUAACUUAUAUGAAACACAGGAUGUCUCGAAAUAAUAAAGGACGACAAGGAUUUAAGGUAGAUUCUCUAUUGGAAAAAGUUUUAAAUAAAAAAGAUACGAUGUGUAUACAACCGGGUUAUAUAAAUUUAACAUUCUUAGGUUUUAAUAAUAAAUCUUUAGAUUACGACGCUCAAAUAGCGCAAGUCGAGACUGUUUUAUUAAAAAUUAGUCAUAAAAAACGUAAAGAUAGUUCGGCGCCUAGUAUGCAAGUGACUUUAGGAACGGCAGAUGUUCCUAUUAACCCCAAUGAACAAGAUUUACCUCUAACAGCUCCCACAAUUAGCAUCCCAACCGAAUCUUUUAACCCCUCGAGUGGCCCCCUAGUGAAAUCGUAUAUUUUAUUAUUUCGGGUAAAAGUGACGCAGGAAAAGGAGUUUGACGAUGAACCGGCGUCGAAAAAGCGAAAAUCUAACAACGCGAGUGAUAAUUCGAAAUUGUACGGUGCCGAACUUACAGUUUAUGACAAACAUAAUCGUUGUUAUUUGAGUGACGGUGAUUACGAUAUCGUCGUACAAGAUUUUUCUACUAAUACCAAAAAUUCGAUAAAAAAACAUUCGAGUUGGGAGAACGUAAACGAUCUAGUGGAAACUUGUGGUAAUUUGGACGCUUUUAUGAAAGGAGCCGUGUUAAAAUUCAAAUUGAAUUGGUCACCGGAAGCUUCCGCCAAAAUCGUAGAUAGACCUCAACCGUAUCCUUUACAAGAAAAUAAAGAAAAUCUACCUCAAGUUACAAAUAUGGAUACGGAAAAAUUACAAAUCGUCUAUCAGUUCGUUUAUAACAAUAAUUCUCGUCAACAAACUGAAGCUUGCGAAGAUUUACAUUGUCCUUGGUGUAGUUUGAAUUGCAAUCGAUUAUAUACGUUAUUGAAACAUUUGAAAUUGUGUCAUUCGCGAUUUACAUUCACCUACGUUCCGAUUUCGGUGGGCGCGAGGAUCGACGUGGCUAUAAACGAGAUGUACGACGGUUCUUAUACGGGUUCGCCCCACGAUUUAAUCUCCCAGCCGACGGUUUGCGCUUUUUCCCGAAACGGCCCGAUCCGCCGCGCAUCCGUAACGCAUAUAUUGGUAUGUCAUCCGAAACGACCGAAAGCGAGUUUAUCCGAAUUUCUCGAAUUGGACGAUUGCGAAUUCGAUGGUCAACGACCGUUCAUCACGGGACAUAAUCGAUUGUAUCAUCACACGACUACUUGUUUACCGAUUUAUCCGAAGGAAAUGGAAAUCGAUUCCGAAGGGGAGAACGAUCCCGAAUGGCUACAAAAUAAAACGAUGAUGAUGAUCGACGAAUUUACCGAUGUUAACGAAGGGGAAAAGGAACUGAUGAAAAUGUGGAAUCUACACGUGAUGAAAUACGGUUUCGUUGGCGAUUGUCAAAUACCGUUAGCUUGCCAGAUGUUCGUUAAACACAAAGGUCGGGAAUUGUUAUUGAAAAAUUUGUAUAGAAAUUUCGUUGUUCAUAUGACGAGUUUGUUCGAUUUCGGUUUGGUUAGCGCCGUUUGUCUUUAUACGAUUUUGCAAAAGUUACAAGAAUUGGUGGGGGAUACGGGUCCGAUUCGUAAUAUACUUAAAGAAUCUAGGGAGGCGCAAAUAGAUAAUUGGUCGCGAAGCGGAAUUAGCGAUAAAUCGAAAACGCCGAAUAUCGGUAGGAAAGCCGGAAAUGUCGGUAAUCAAAGAAGGAAGGGGGCACCUUUGACUCCGCAAUGUGAUAGUACAGUUAGACGUAAAUCGAUUUGCGCCGGCGAGACGUCGAGGAAAAGACUCGUAACUGUUAAUAAAAGUGACCAAAAAUCUAGUUAAUACUUUUAUAUUUGGAAAAAUAAUUUACACCAUUUCUUAUCGAAAUAAUCGAUUUUAUAUGAAAUCGAAUCGAAAUUUAUAUUUACUCGAUAAAAAUCGAUGUACGUUAUAUUCGAACAACGUUGCGGGUUUUAAAAAUACCUUGGAUGUUUAGGAACGUUUCUACUGUGUUUGUGUUUCAAGUAAAUAAAUUUUUUGAUAGGGGCGACGGGCGCAAUUUGUUUGUAGAAAUGCGAAAGGCAGUUUCCAUAAAGUGAGGCCCAAUUUUUGAAAAUUUACGUACACAAAAUGAAAACUUUUGCACUUUAUAAUAGUCGAACAACGUUGCCAAACUAUGAAAAAUACGUUAAAUUAUGGAUUUGAAAUUUUUUUAUCAAAAUGGCCUACUGGGUUCGUAUUUUUCUAAUUAACUAAUUUUUUUGGGGGGGGGGUGCGAGUGGCGCAAUUUCUAUGGAAAAUGUACCAUUUUUUAUCAUAAUAUCCUUCUGUGUUCGUAUUUUUCGGAAAAAAUCCUUUAAAAGGGGGGCGAGUGGCGCAAUUUCUUUGCGGACAUUCAUUUGGGGAAACAGUUUUCACAAAUUUUCCAAUUCCUUGGAAAAUGAUCGAUUUUUUAUCAUAAUAUCCUUCUGUGUUCGUAUUUUUCGGAAAAAAUCCUUUAAAAGGGGGGCGAGUGGAGCAAUUUCUUUGCGGACAUUCAUUUGGGGAAACAGUUUUCACAAAUUUUCCAAUUCCUUGGAAAAUGAUCCAUUUUUUAUCAUAAUAUCCUUCUGUGUUCGUAUUUUUCGGAAAAAAUCCUUUAAAAGGGGGGCGA